Molecule: messenger RNA, 1637 nt
Organism: Durio zibethinus
Lineage: Eukaryota; Viridiplantae; Streptophyta; Magnoliopsida; Malvales; Malvaceae
Product: S-adenosyl-L-methionine-dependent methyltransferases superfamily protein
Biological process (GO): RNA methylation
Molecular function (GO): RNA methyltransferase activity
Source: RefSeq, a predicted model, not a curated record
UUAAGUUGGCGGAAAGGUCUACGACUCUAUAAUCUAUAUUUACGGUUUCUUAAGGGUUAGCGAACUCUGAGGCAAGCAACCUUUUGGUUUGAUGAUGGAGAAAAUUUCGAAAUUGCCAUUGCCAAAAGCGUUUCUUAACUUUCUUGAAGCAAAUGGAAUCGACCCUUCAAUUUAUUCGGCCUCUGAUUCAACCCCUCGUUACCUAAGGUUGAAACCUGGGAGUGAAGCUGAACUUGAAGAAAUUGAAGCUGAGAUAAAGUGUAACCUUGAGAAAGUGAAUUGGUUACCUGGUUUUUAUUCUCUUUCACCUGAUAUUCAGAUUGCUAAUUCAAAGGCAUACCAGGAUGGAAAGAUCUAUGGAAUUGAUGCUGCUUCUGGAGCUGCUGUCUCAUCUUUGAAAAUCUCACCAGGGGAUCAUGUUCUUGAUCUGUGUGCUGCUCCCGGUGCUAAACUUUGUAUGAUGUUGGAUCUUCUUGGUGAUUCGGGUUCUGUAACUGGUGUUGAUGUUGCAAGACAUCGUUUAGCUGCUUGUAGAACAAUGUUGCAGAAAUAUUCUUUGGGUGAUCGGUGCCGACUAUUUGUUGCUGAUGGAACAACAUUUUCCCUUGCUCCUGUCAGGCUUGAUUCAGUUUCAAAAUCUUGGGAUUCUGCAGUUGAGGAAAAAGAUGACAAAUUUAGGGAGUGGACUUUCAGGAGACCAUGGAAAGAAAGGAAAAGAGCAGCUAAAGCAAGGGAAGCCAAGUCCUCACAAUUGAUUGCAGUGAGUGAAAAUCCUGAACUUAUUUUCUAUGGACGGCAUUCUGGAGUAGUUGGGCUCUGUACAAAUGAACUAUAUAAAAUUGUGUCUGAUCUUGAAGUGUCAAGCUGUGGUUAUGACAAGGUCCUUGUGGAUGCAGAGUGCACUCAUGAUGGAUCAGUCAGACACAUCCAAAAAUUUGAACAUUGGGGCUGGAGAACUCUUCAACGACGUGUAUUGGAUGCAGAGAGAACAGACAGCUUAACCGUGCUUCAGUUAAAACUUUUAGAGAAUGGUUUUAGAUUGCUGAAAGUUGGGGGCUUGCUUGUUUACAGCACUUGCAGUUUGACAGUUGCUCAGAAUGAAGAUAUAGUAGAGCACUUUCUCAAGGAAAAUGCUUCUGCAGAACUGCAGGAAAUUGAUGAAGCCAAAGGAUGGCCCUGUAAGAGUGGGAGGAUACCAAAUACCUUUCGCUUUGAUGCCUUGACAUCACGAACUAGUGGACUUUUUGUAGCUAAGUUCACAAAACUGGCCGUUUAAUUAAGAGAAUUCUCUUUAUAGCUUCAUUUCAUUCUCUUGGAUCUCAGCUGCUGCCUGUUUUGCUGCUAUUGGUACCGGACACUUCACACAAGAGGGAAAGGGGAGUUCAUGGCGACUAGCGUUUCAAACAGUCAGCUUUUUUCCGAAUAGAGACACCAUUCAUUCACAAACUGUACAUUGGGCAUUUGGGCUUUUUCUACCAACAUAGUAGUUAUUGAACUCAUUACCACCUUACCACAUUUUUUUGUAUAACUGUCAAGGUGUUCUCAUGUUUUAUCUGUGACGUACUCUUUCUUAUCGACUUAAUAUAAUUAGAAUUUUAUUUUCGGAAUGUUUCAUACAAAGAUUGAAUCUUGAUUGA